Mugil cephalus (flathead mullet) is the source of this 3207-nucleotide messenger RNA. Its product is annotated as major histocompatibility complex class I-related gene protein-like. The transcript has 5 exons. The coding region runs from base 334 to 1290 and encodes 318 amino acids. Gene Ontology annotation, biological process: immune response. The record is from RefSeq and is a predicted model, not a curated record. NCBI's taxonomy places the organism in Eukaryota, Metazoa, Chordata, Actinopteri, Mugiliformes, Mugilidae. Gene Ontology annotation, cellular component: external side of plasma membrane.
UAUUAUUAAUAAUAUAUAAUAUCUGAACUACCUUUAUGCUUUUUCAUUCAUUAAAAGUUUCCAUAUAUCAGAUGAAUCCAGUUACUCAGAAAAUGCACAGAAUGGUACAUUUAAUGAUCUUCCCUGCAAACACAACUGAGAUGAACACGAAUGAAGAUGUUUUUAUGUUUAAGUUAUGAGAUGGAGUAGCCCACGUUGGGCACUGCUGUUUCUCACCAACAAAAUCUCAGUGGCUUGUGGCGAAUGUCAAUUUGUGAACUUCCUUUCAGGUUUCCGAUUGUUUGAGUCUGUGUGCUCGAUGUGAAUUCAUACUUUUUAAGACUUUUUAACACAAUGGAAUGUCUAUUUUUGUUGCUCCUCUUCUGUCAUGGUGCAUCUUCAGUGACUCACAGACUGAGUGUUUACUUCACUGGAUCGCUGGGAGACAGAAACCUGCCAGAGUUGGUUGGUGUUGCAAUGGUUGAUGAAGUUGGAGUUCUUUACUGUGACAGCAACAUCCAAAGAGCAGAACCCAGACAGAACUGGAUGACAAAGCUGAUGGAAGACGACCCAACACAGAUAGACUGGUACAACAAUGAGUGUCGGGAAAGUCACAGCUUCUUCAAUAACAUCACGAAGGAUGUGACGUUAAACUUUAACCAGACAGAAGGUGUCCACACUAUGCAGAGAAUGUUUGGCUGUGAAUGGGACGAUGAGACUUCAGUGAUUGGUGGUUUUGAUCAGUUUGGCUACGAUGGAGAAGACUUCAUAACGUUUAAUUUGAACUCAAAGACGUGGAUCGCUGUGAGAGCUGAGGCUGCCAUCACCAAACAUAAGUGGGAAUCAAACAGAGAUGGAUUAUCACACACAGUUGAUCAUCUCACUCAGCUUUGUCCCGAGAGGCUGAGGAGGUUUUUGAACUACGGGAGGAGCUUUUUGAUGAGGAAAGAAGUCCCCUCAGUGUCUCUCCUCCAGAAGACUCCCUCCUCUCCAGUCAGCUGCCACGCUACAGGUUUCUACCCUGACAGAGUCAUGAUGUUCUGGAGGAAAGAUGGAGAGGAGAUUCAUGAAGGAGUGCAAUGUGGACGGACCCUCCCCAACCAUGAUGGAUCCUUCCAGAUGAAUGUUGACCUGAACAUUUCAUCAGUCUUACCUAAAGACUGGAAGAGGUACGACUGUGUUUUUCAUCUCUGUGGUGUGAAGGACAUCAUCAUCGAACUGGAUAAAGCACAGAUCAGAACCAACCGGAAGCUGAGCUCCAGUUGUUCUGUUCACUCAUUCACUCACUCAGGAUUUCCUGUCCUGUGGUGAACAGCGUCUUCCUGUUGGUGACAACAAGACCAAGAUUUUGAUGUGUUGGAGCAUACUGCAAGGGUGUUUAUUUUUACUGCACUACUUUCACAGAGUUCAGUUAACUGUCAGUGGAAGACAGUUGUGGAAAUCUUGUCUUGAAUCUUGAAUUUGUCUAAACAUGUAAUCACUGGUGAGAUAAGACAGGGGUCCAGAAAACAUUGCAGAGGUACGAUAUUAUAUACAGUAAUGUUUUGAUGUUUUGGCAAAGUUCAGACUGAAGCUGAACCAUCAGAAACAUGUUCAGACCAAUGUUGUUUUCGUCAAUGAUGACGAUGUUGUCACCCGUGUUUUCUCGCCGAUAACGUAACAGUUACGAGCUAAACUCUUUGAUGACUAAAUCAUGAUGAGAUGAAACUGGGCGUAAAUGUUAGUGGGUGCUCUGUCAUGACAUUUCUGCUGAUUGUUUGUCAAAAGCUAAAAAGUAUCAGCAAUGCUGCUGCAUCUUAUCUUUGUUUGGUCACGUCCACCAUGCACCAUUCUGCACAACACACCUGCAGCCGGUCACUGGUAACACACAUGGACACACAAUUGAGUUUAUUAAUGCAUUAUUAUCGUACGAUGUUACCCAACAAUCAGCUUGUGAUGAAUUUCAUCAUUUAAAGCUAAAAGUUUUCCACAUAACUCCUGGUGCAAAUGGGCUGCUAACAUCAGGCUAAAGUUUGCUUGGUUGCGCUAAUGUCAGUUAGCUUUUUGUGUGCUACUGUCACGUUUAGAACAUGCAGGGAUUUUUGGCCUGGCAAGUAUAACACAUGGUCAUAUUGACCCAUGUCCAAGUGACUAAAACAUGGAGGAAAAUGUCGCAUUUCAGACCUGUUGCUGUUCUCCAUGUGUCUAAAUGAACAGCACACUACUAUAGCUAAUGUAACGUUUAGCAGCAUGUUUAGCUAUGUUUACAUUCAAUGACUGUCUGGUAGACAAGGUCAAGUUGAGCGUGAGUUCCUCAUCCAUGGCUCAUAUUUUGGGCAGGUGUAUGUUCAUUUGACUUUAGCAAAUUCUCAGAAAUAAAACCAAAGUAAGGUUGGAAUAAUUAACAUUGAUUCCACUGUUACCACUUCAUCUUGUGAUGCAUAACAGCAGAUCAGAAAGUAUUUGCUGUUGGGUGGAAACCUUGUAUGUCUAAAACCAUUUAUUUACUAUUGUAAUUAUUGGUGAAAACGGCCGAUCCACAAACUCGCAAUGUGUCGCAAUGUGUUGAUUUUGUAGAUCUGAUAAUUUCACAACUUUUAUGUGUAUGAUGCAGUAGGGCAUCAAUUCAUGAUUAAAUAACACAAGAUGGAAUAUGGAUAUAAAAGGUUUCUGCCCAACAGUACAGCAUCUCCAUCAAUGGGAAAGUCUAGAUGAGAGCUGUAAAUCUGGUGGGAAUCUGGUUAUGAUACAAAAGCGUUAAAUGUAACUGUCGUUUUAGGAAUUGCAACACUUGAUCCAACCUGUCAACAUUGAUUCCAAUUUCCAAUACUUAUUUACCAUUUAAUUAAUUAAUUAAUUAAUUAAUUUAAGACUAACACUUUUUUUUAUCGAAACUAAAACUAGACUAAAGCUUUUUUGAGUUUUCGUCGACUAAAGCUCGAAAUGACUAAAAUGUGAGCAUUUUCAUCCAGAAGACUAAGACUAAAUCUAAACAGGCUGCCAAAAACACUGGUUCAGACGUUUGAGGCUGAAGUGUAAAUGUCCUGUCAUCCCAAUUCCAGGUGAUCUUUUAAUAGUCAGAGUUGUACUACUGCUCGUGAUGGUGGUCAUAAUCAGUGGAUGCAUCAUCUGGAGGAGGAAACGGUGAGAGGAGAAAACAACAACGUCUUUGAAUAUUUCAAUCCUGUCAUAGUGUUGAAUCAAUGAUGAUAAUCUCUUAUUUGUAUUCAUGGAUUCAUAUCUACCAAC